AUGCUGAAAAAACAACUCCCCACUGCCCGUCGCAUAGUCGUCGUCUCACAAGCAUUUUGCAGCCACUGUAACGCUAAACACCACCACCCCAUCAAGUUCAACCUUCCAUGGAGCCGUGGCUUCAAUUAUUGGGCCUCCGCCAUCAAGAAAGCCGCUUCCUCCUCUUCGCCUCAGGAAGCCCUCCGCCUCUACAACCGCAUGCGCCGCCUGUCCCUCCCUCCCGACACCUUCUCCCUCCUCUUCGCCCUUAAAUCCUGCACCCAUCUCUCCCCACAAACCCUCACCCUUCUGCGCCACCUCCACGCCCACCUCCUGCACCUCGGAUUUUCAUCGCACGUGCACGUUGCCACCUGUCUCCUCUCCGCCUACGCCCCCGCCGUUUUCCACGACGCCCGCCUCCUGUUCGACGAAAUGCCCCACAGAAACACCGUCACCUGGAACGUCAUGAUCACCGCCUACUCCCGACAACAGGGGGACCUCAAAACCGCCCGCGUCCUGUUCGACGAAAUGCCCUUCAGAGACCAGUCCUCAUGGUCCACCAUGAUUGCUUCCUAUGUCGAGCGAUCCCUCUGGAACAAUGCCCUUGCACUCUUUCGCCAAAUGACACACGGUGAACUGUUAAAUCCCGAUCGACUCACUGUGGGCCCGGUUUUGUCUGGAUGCAGCCGGAUGGGCUCGGCCGGGCUAGUAUUUGGAAAAUCCAUACACGGGUUUAUUUUCAAGAACAGGUGGGAGCUGACUGUGGAGAUCGGGACUUGUCUUGUCGACAUGUACGCAAAGUGCGGGCUUUUAAACAAGGCCCUUUCGGUUUUUGAGAUGAUGGAGAGCAGCAAUGUGGUGACGUGGACAUCACUUAUCUGUGGUGCAGCUCAGCACGGUUACUGCUCAGAAGCUCUCCAGAUGUUUGAGAAAAUGAGGGAACAAUGUGUGGAGCCGAACGAGUUUACCUUCACUGGAAUACUCACAGCCUGCGUGCAGGCUGGGCUUGUGGACGAGGGCCGCAUGUAUUUCGGGCUUCUUCAGCAUCAAUUUGGGCUGAGGCCCACAAUUCAGCACUAUGGAUGCAUGGUGGACCUGUUUGGCAAAACGGGACUGCUAAGAGAGGCGUAUGAGACCAUCAACAAGAUGCCGUUUGAGGCGAAUGUGGUGAUAUGGGGUUCGUUUUUGUCGGCUUGUAGGCUGCACAAGAAGUUUGAGAUGGCAGAGAAGGUGAUGGACAAGGUGUUGAAGAUGGUGAGGCCGGAGAACGAUGGUGGGGUUUUCUCACUUGUGUGUGAUCUGUACGCGUUGAACGGUAAGUGGAGUGAGGUGGAGAGAGUGAGGGAUUUGAUGGUCAGCAACAAUGUAAGGAAGGUUAGGGGAUCGAGUUUUGUCCAAAGUGGAGACCAGUGA
This is a messenger RNA of Striga hermonthica, 1392 nucleotides long. The record is from the annotation of a GenBank genome assembly. Lineage: Eukaryota; Viridiplantae; Streptophyta; Magnoliopsida; Lamiales; Orobanchaceae.